GUGCUGCCGAUCGGCGCUUGCUUGGUUGACUCGUUUGUUUUUGGUUCGGUUCAGUUUUAGUUGCGGUGUGAUCGCGUAAGUGUGGCCGGUUGUGUUUGUGAUAUUUGUGUCGUGUGAAUCAUGAAGUGUUCGCAGUGUUUGCAUUUACAUAGGAAUAAUAGGAAGUGUUCGUUCUUCUAGAUGGUAAUUGAAAUAAGAAAAUUUGUUGAGUAAGGAAUGGUUUAAAAUGCGACUAAAAGGACUUUCUUAACCUAGCUUCCACAAUCACAUGUUACUCACAGUGUAUUUGUUUAGGUUUACCGAAAAUCUCUUCAAUCUUUGUUGUACAUUGUUAACAUUUCUUAGAAAUCCUUGCAUAUUAAAACCUGAACAUGGAUAUGUUUUGGGCGAUUGUUUGUGGAGCAUUGAGUUUUGUAUUUUUGUGUCCCUGUUCCGCUUCACAACAUUCGAGUUCGCGCGUCUCAGACCGCGACAGUUUGCCGCACCAUGGACGCUGUGAACCUAUUACAAUACCGUUCUGCAUGGAUAUAAAGUACAACGAGACCAUAAUGCCCAACCUUCUCAACCACCAAAAGCAAGAAGAUGCCGGACUUGAAGUGCACCAGUUUUUCCCUCUUGUAAAGGUGAAGUGUAGUCAUGAUUUGCAGUUCUUUCUAUGCUCGAUGUAUGCUCCUGUCUGUACCAUUCUGGAUGUACCAAUACCUCCAUGCAGAUCGUUGUGUUUGUCAGCGAGAAACGGGUGUGAAGAUCUGAUGAAUAAGUUUGGAUUCCCAUGGCCAGAGGAUUUAGAUUGUGCAAAGUUUCCUGAAGCAGGGGGCCAAGAUAUUUGUGUUGGUGAAAAUAAUACAUCAGGCGCUCGAGGUGGCACGUCUCCUUCUCACUCUGAUGGUGGCGGUGGUUUCCGCAGCAACCCGGCAUCAAGGCCUGGUCUAAUGGGGCCUAUAUCGCCUCUGGUGCCUCAUUCUCCGCCUGAUGGUGCCAAAGACUUUGGUUUCAUCUGUCCGGUUCACCUGAAAGUGCCCAAAGGUAUGGACUACUCACUGAAAGUAAUGGAUAAAGUGGAAAAAGACUGUGCGGCUCCUUGCGAUGGAGUCUUCUUUACAGAAGAACAACGACGGUUCGCUCGAGUCUGGGUGGGUGUUUGGUCAGUGCUGUGUGCUGCCUCGUGUCUGUUUACUGUGCUCACAUUUGCCAUAGACACAGAUCGUUUUCGGUAUCCUGAACGGCCAAUCAUUUUCCUGUCGCUGUGCUACCUGAUGGUGGCAUCAGCUUACGUGGUCGGCUUUGGGUCGGGUGAUUCGAUAGCGUGUCGCAAGCCGUUCCCUCCGCCAGCUCAACUGCCUCACAUGCAAAUGCCUUCAACUGUUGCCCAGGGCACAAAGCAUGAGGCCUGCACUGUCAUCUUCAUGGUGCUCUACUUCUUCGGCAUGGCCUCGUCCAUCUGGUGGGUGGUGCUCACUCUCACGUGGUUCCUGGCAGCCGGCCUCAAAUGGGGCCACGAAGCAAUCGAAGCCAACUCCCAGUACUUCCAUCUAGCUGCUUGGGCAGUGCCCGCUAUCAAAACCAUCACCAUCCUUGCUACUGGAAAAGUUGAAGGUGAUAUCCUGGCAGGCGUGUGCUAUGUGGGCGUGUGGAACGCGGAGACGCUGCGCGCAUUUGUGCUGACUCCGCUGCUGGUCUACCUGGCGCUGGGAACCAUCUUCCUGCUGGCCGGGUUCGUGUCCCUCUUCCGCAUCCGCACUGUCAUGAAGCAUGACGGCACAAAAACCGACAAAUUAGAGAAGCUCAUGAUCAGGAUCGGCGUGUUCAGCGUGCUGUACACAGUGCCAGCGCUGGUGGUGCUCGGCUGUCUGUUCUACGAGCAGGCCUACCUGGACCACUGGAUGCUGGCGUGGAACGUGGAUCUGUGCACCCGCAACCCGUCACUAGCCGUGCCGUGUCCGUGGAGCCGCGACGCCGUGCGCAAGCCCGACUUCGAGGUGUUCAUGAUCAAGUACCUGAUGGCACUCAUCGUCGGCAUCACAUCCUCGUUCUGGAUCUGGUCGGGCAAGACGUUCAACAGCUGGCGACUCUUCUUCCACCGGCUGCGUGGCACGAGGGUCGAAGCCUACGUCUGAGCAACCCUCACCAACACCUUCCUACCCACCAACUGUAAAUAGCCCAACACUGUACAUUGUUAUGUUAGUUACUGCAGCCGACAAACAAUUGAUGAAAAAUUCGUUCACAUGCCAUUUUUUCCAUUCUAUAUUUUACAAUUAGACGUGACUAUCUUUUUACUUUAUCUGAACAUUCUAUAUUUUAGAAUGAUACGUGAUUAUCUUACUACUUUAUCUGACCAUGCCAUUGUCACAUUUAAGAGGAUGUUGGUACGGUAUUCCCGUCGCGGAAGAAGGGAUCUAAUGUAGCUCUUAGUUAUUCGGUAUACAUUUUGACUUCUAUCAGAUUUGAUAGCAAUUGAAUGAAUUAUUAUUCGCUAGAAUGAAUUCUAAUGCACCUCGCAGUAAUUCAGCAUAUUUUUCAAUAUCUGUACCUUUUGAUAUGCAUGAAAUGCAUUUUUUGUGGGUUUGAUUGAUCAGUUUUGAUAGAUUUGAUAUCAAUAUAAUUAAGUUAUUAUUUUUCAAGAGAGGUUCUAAUUAGUUGGUUUUCAACUUCUAUCAGUUUUGAUAGGAUUGAUUGAUUCGAUGAAUCAUAUUAUUGGGAAAAGGGAUUCUAAUACAUUUUAGUUAUUCAGCAUAUUUCUAUACUACUAUGAGAUCUUGUUUGUAAGUUGUGUUUUUCCACAAGGUUUUGCAUGUUUCAUUGAAACAAUAUGAUAAAAUAAAUGAAUAUUGUUGAACAAUAUUUCUCUCACUGAAGAAGUACAUACAGUAGAUAUUUCAAUUUAUGUUGCUGAAACUCAUUACCUUUUCCCAAUGAGUGAUUCAAUUUGUUCAUGAGUUUCGAUGAGUCAAUUUUCUGUGUUUUAGCAGGUCAUACUCAAAUUCGAAAUAUUCUAACUUUUAUAAUAAAUCUGCUCUCUGUUAUCAUAUUUCCUUAUUCAUUUUUUUAGUUUAGGAUCUCUCUGUCAUUUUGUGUUAGUUAUAGUAUAAUUUAUUUAUUUCAUUAGUAUGUUCAAAUCAGUAAAGCAUUUCUGAUUUAGUAAUUUGGUUACAAAUCGUCUGACACAUCGUACUUUAAUAUUUACGUUUUCACUUGGAACAAUAUGAUGAGCUCUGAACCUGUUUGACGUAGUAUACCUACAUUAUGUGUAUAGUAACGUAACGUGUAUCACAACGCAAAAAAUUAUUCCUCAAGGAAUUUAUCGAAUAUUCUUGUUGGAAAAUUAAAAAAUUACUGAGACAGGACUUUAGUAAAGCAUGACUUGUAAAAUUAUUCAGUGUGUUACGGAUUUUUCAUCAUUAUCAUUAAUAAUAAUAAAUGUAUAAUUUGUACAAAUGACACUUUCAAUUGGAUAGUAACUUAUAAGCUGAACAAUAUCCUAUUACUUUGUCAAUGAUCGCUCAACUUGAAUCAAAUAGGAAGCAAUUAAAAUAAUUUUUAUCAACAAAAUGCCGAGAAUUUUUAUAAAAAUGCGAAAUUAACUGGAGAUCAAUUAUUAUAGAUAAAUUUGAUUAUUUCUGUGCUUAAGAAUCAUCCAGUAUUUUCUAAUUGUGACAGUUUCAUUAGAACAUUUUGAAUAGGCUGUGUAGAAGGUGUUUAUAAAAGCUUAUAACUAUAAUACUCCUUAUUGGCUCUUGAACAUGAGAUGUUUGGAGAAAUGUUUCUACUGAAUUGUUGUAUCCAACCGCCUUCGCAAUAGUAAUAAUACAAAAUGAAAGUACACUGCCUAACCAUCAGGUAAUUUGUCAUCUUGAGUGAAUUUAAUAUUGUAAGACUGAUUCUCUCAUAAUUGAAAGUCACAAGCAGCCUUCUUAAGAAAUUAAUGCCUUUUUUGGGCCUACUUUAUAACAUCGUAUUGAAGAAUCACAUCUCGGAACUAUUGUAGGUGUCACUUCUAACAACAAUAUCAAUCAAAUAAUUAGCUCUAUAAGUUUAUAUUAAUUGUAAUCUGUUGGAUGAUUAUUAAAAGCGUGUUAUAAUGCAGUUCUCUGUAAUCAAUUCAGUGUUUGGGAUAUUUCUUGAAGUAUUUGCAUGCUUGUGGAAAAAUCAAGGUACUAAAAUAACAAAUUAUAUUGAUGGUAAACAUUGCUUGGAACUUUACUGAGAGUGUCUGUUAUUAAUUUCUCUUAGUAAGUAUAACAUAUUUAUUCAUUUACGAACUAUCUAAUUGUUGUCUUAUCAUUAUUGAUGUCUCAUGAAAUUAAUUGGCAUGUUCUUGACGUUAGAGAUAAGAAAAACCUUUUUAUGUGUGAUCUCUAUGUGUCAUCUAGUGCUUUUCUAUAUUUCAUCAAUUUAUUCCAACUUUGAAUACAUUAUUAAAUGGCUAAACCAAUUUGAUAUUAUACUAUUUUUGUGAUGUAUGAUGAAAAUUUAAUAUUGAUGUAUGAGUUUCACAUCAGAUUUAUGUGCUUACAAGAUACAGUUAUAUCGGCUACAAAUGGAAACUGGGGGAAUAAUCAGCUUGAGUUCUCUCAAUUAAAUGUAGUACCUUAUAUUUUUAUGAUUUUUGAUUCCAAGAAUAUUCUAUAAUUCUAUUCAACAACAAAAUGACUGUUCUCGUUGUCUAGGUUGGUAAUUUUUCUUACUUCUGUUCUGAAAUAAUCUAAAUUAUUCUAAAUUUAUUUGUAUUUAAUUCUGCUUAGUUAAUGCGUAGUCUUCCAUAUUCGGUUUGUCUUCAAAACAGAUCUGUACUAUUUCUAUUGAGAUUAUAAUGGAUUUUGAACUAAUUUCAAGAAUAUAUGACUGCCGUUCCAAAGUUAGGGAGAAGUACUGUAUAUCUAAUAAUUGUGUACCUAGUUAGUUUUCAUACUCUUUUUUGUAAAUAAUGUACAGAUUUAUAUUUUAUAAUUGACUUCUUUUGAUUUCGACUUGUAAUAUUUUGUGUAUUUAGCCGCCUAGUUACUCAUUAGUUGAUUGUUCAAAUUAUUGUGAAACAUAAAUCCCAUUUUGUGAUUAUCAAGCUCAACAUUUGAACAAUUCACAAACGAUUAGAUGUUUCAGUGUACAUAAUUUCUAGUCAGGUUAUUUUUAGAAUAAUACGAUUUUGUUGAACAAAACCAUGAAUGAGAUGAUGACUGGUAGUCGGAAAUUGAUUUAAUGAAUGUGUUUCCUGUGGAAUCUGAAGAGAGUCAUGUUAUGACUUAUCAUUUUUGAAGAUAAUCUCAUGAACAUCAGUGGUACCUGAAAUGGAUAUUAAACUAUUCUAGUACAUAGUAAUGUACUAUUAUGUUUCAAAGGUUCCAACUAUUAUUCAAUAAUAUUAUGUCAUGAGAAAUGCAAAACAAUACUCAUUUACUAGUGAUUCUCCAUUCAAGAUUGAAUUAUCUUAAUCUUAUUUGUAUGUCUUUCGGCUGAUAUUGUUAUAAAAAUAUAUCACAGUCGUUCUGCAGAAAAGGCCAAUAAAAUUAUCAAAAUUUCUGUAUUACUCUUUCCCAAGAUUUAGUUGUAUUAGUAAUUCACAUAAAGAAAUUUGUAUCUCAUGUUGUGAUAUUUGGAAACUUAUACAUCACAUUUUUUCCAUAAUUUUGUGAAUAUUCCUCGUGAGAUUAUUUAAUUUUAUUACUAGACUAUCAACAUCACGGUGUUUGUAACUAGCUGUUUGAUGUAGUUCUACUUUGGCUGAAAUGCCAUUGAUAACCCAAACACAUUUUCUAUUCUGUUCUAUUUACCUGUGCUUGGAGAAACAAUAUGUUAUUAUGUAUUAUUUCUUUCAAAAGCUGUUAUUUGACUGAUGUACCAUUAGUUUUUACAUUAAUGACUCUAAUUAACAAAAAGUUGGAUUUUGAAUCUGGUUGUUGAAUGAUAAUUAUUGUGAAAGUUCAUCUAUUUUGUUGAAUGUAACUAGAAACAUUAUAUUGUAAAAAUAAUAAAAAAAUGUUGAAUAUGAA
Messenger RNA from Nilaparvata lugens (brown planthopper), 5987 nucleotides. It is a transcript of the gene fz, whose product is annotated as frizzled-2. The transcript is spliced from 3 exons. Gene Ontology annotation, biological process: non-canonical Wnt signaling pathway; canonical Wnt signaling pathway. The record is from RefSeq and is a predicted model, not a curated record. Gene Ontology annotation, cellular component: plasma membrane. The coding region runs from base 372 to 2117 and encodes 581 amino acids. Gene Ontology annotation, molecular function: Wnt-protein binding; Wnt receptor activity. NCBI's taxonomy places the organism in Eukaryota, Metazoa, Arthropoda, Insecta, Hemiptera, Delphacidae.